Sphaeroforma arctica JP610 is the source of this 187-nucleotide messenger RNA. RefSeq lists its product as hypothetical. The transcript has a single exon. Lineage: Eukaryota; Ichthyosporea; Ichthyophonida. The annotation marks the transcript as partial. The record is from RefSeq and is a predicted model, not a curated record.
AUGCUGGUAUUCUCCUUGCCGCCAAUUGCAGAUGACCUACUCACUCAGCGGCGCAAAACCUUCGCAUCUGAUUGGUCGAAUUUAACCCAUGCCAUAUUUAGCCAGAGUGGGCUGGAAUCGGUAUCGUACAGAAAUGUGCUGAAACAUUCGAUAGGGAAGGUUGACGGGGACCAGAUCGACACUCAGU